Molecule: messenger RNA, 7418 nt
Organism: Portunus trituberculatus (swimming crab)
Lineage: Eukaryota; Metazoa; Arthropoda; Malacostraca; Decapoda; Portunidae
Exons: 12
Coding region: 879-5984 (1701 amino acids)
Source: RefSeq, a predicted model, not a curated record
AGCGGCAAUCUUUCCCACCAUAUGGCUAGAGCGAUACAGCUUCAGCGUGAGCCACACACACACACACACACACACACACACACCGCUCAAACUCAAAGCGCACGAUCACACACUCCCGACACCGGUUUCUCUCCAUUCUUCACUCCUCGUCGCUUACACCCGCCAGGUUAUCAUCCAUGCCCCAAACACUCCUUGCUCGUCGUGACAUGCAUACCUUUCCGCCCUUCGUGUGCAUUUGGAUGGAUAAAGUCACUCUGAGCUGCAGUACAACACGUUUUCCCGCAAGUGGCAUCGUCCAGCCAGUGUGAUCGGCAGUGUGAGCUGAGAGGUUGGACGGGUGAUAUGUAAUGCGCUGUGCUCUGGGCUGGUAACUCUCGUGCUGAAAAUAUACACAAACUCUUAGCCAAACCAAGAUGGAUGUGUGCACGCGCGUGUUUUCAUAGGUGUGGGCGUGAUGUGAGUGGCGGCGGGCGCGGCGGCCCCUCCCGACGGCGGAGAGCAAGCUCGCGUGCCCCCUGGUGCCGCGGGCGUGGCCGACCCCGUGGGGCGACAACGGUGCCCCAGCCCACCCCCGCCGCGCCCACCUCGACUCCGCAGUGAAGGAAAAGCGGGGAGCUAGAUAGAGGAGGGGAGAGGGAGAGAGAGAGGGGAGGAGAGUGAGUGAGGGAAGGAAAAGCGGAGCGACACAGGGAGAAGGAGAGGGAGAGGGAAAGCAGCAGUGAGCGGUGAGAGGGAGCAGUGGUGACCAUGUGGGCGUGAAGCUCCUGCCGCGGCUGAGGCGGUGACUGUGUGUGUGUGUCGCGGGCGGCGCCCCUGCCAGCCCCGCCCCUAACAGCCCCGCCCCGCCCCGCCCCGCCUUACACGCCCCAGGUCGGGUGAUGGACUACCACCGCUACGGGGGGCUGGGGGUGGGCUCGGUGCCCCCCCUGCUCGCCGGCGGGCCCCCCACGCUACCUGGGUCAUCCCUCGCCGAGCCCACGGCCCAGCAGCCCCCGCCGCCCCCACCGCCCAUCCCCGGCACCCCCUCCACGCUGCUGCCACCGCCCCCCCACCCGUCACAUCACCCAUCCCUCAUGUUCCAUUACGGUGGAAAGCCUCCCACCAUCCCGCCUCAUCUCCUGCCACCAGGGUCAGCUGCAGCUGCUGCUGUUGCUGCAGCAGCCGCAGCAGCCUGUGUGAGCAGUGCCUCCAGUGUUAGUAGCAGUAACAGCAGUAGCAGCAUCAGCAUCAGCAGUGAAGGAGGAGUUUUGAGUAGCAAAGGUGUGAGAACCACUGCCACUGUGCCACCCCUGGGCCUCACCACCUCCCUGGCACCACUCACCACCACAGCCGGAGCCAGGGCUCCAUCACCCACCUCGUCCUCAUCGUUUGCCGCUGCCCUGCGUUCCCUCGCCAAGCAGGCCACUGCACCUCCAGGCACAGAGAAGGAAGGGUCAAUAUCUGGGGAGCCUCAGAGACUUUCUCCCAAAGUACCGGUGCUGACGCCCUCCACCACGGGUCACAUCGGCAUCUCCAGUGGGUCAGUGCCGCCAGUGGUGACCAUCGCACCCACUCACUCCCACGUCACCAUGACCACUGAGGCGGAGCGCACAGGGCCGCCCGUCAGCGAGGAAUUGGUGCGAGGCUUCCAGCCCUACCGUGCUCCCGACGUGCAGGUCUCACAGCCCGCUACGGCCACUCCUGCAGGUUCCCUGCGGCCGCCCAUGCCUCUUGAUUUGCCUCCCUCCUAUCCUGCCUACCACCCCUCCCUCUACCCCCACCACCUGGCUCACCAGUACAGGCUGGAGGAGCAACUGUACCUGGAACGGUAUGGGCUGCUGCAGCCGCCCCUCAGCCCCUACAGUGUUGGGGGCUUGUCUGCCAUAUACCCUGGGGCAGCCACCUCCCCCUACCUGUCCUCUAGAUUCCCUCAUGAUCUCCUCCCCACCUCCCUGGCGGCCCUCCACCCCUCCUCCGCGCUGCUCCAUGAGAGAUUGAAGCUGGAGGAGGACAUGAGGCAGCGGGAAUACGAGCUGGAGAUGAGGAGAGAGCGGGAGCUAGAGAGGGAACGGGAGCGAGAGAGAGAAAGAGAGAGGGACCGCGAGAGGGAGAGGGAGAAGGAGCGUGAGAGGGAAAGAGAGAAGGAGCGCGAAAGAGAGAGGGAGCGUGACAAGGAGAAGGAGAGGGAGAGGGCACGGGAGAAGGAGCGAGAGAGGCAACGGCAGCGGGAGAUUCAUGAGUCAGACCGCAGCAGCAAGGAGGACACAAACCAGAGUCAUGACAGGACACGUGACCGCAGCCCCAUCACCCCCAAUGUGCCCAUCACCACCCUCAGCACCAGCAGCGUCACUGUCACCAGCACGAUGCAUGGACGCAAGAACCAGCCCAUCGGCGUGGCCACCCAGCAGAUGGCCCAGCCACUGGACAUCCGGAACCAGGUGAUGUUCCGGCCCAUAAAUGACGUGACGUUCCUGGGCCACGUGCAGGCACAGACGCAGCCCAAGACACAGACGCAGGCCACCAGUACCAAGGACGACCUGCCCCUGAGCAAGCUGGAGCCACCCAGGGACACCAUCAGGUCCUCUGGGAAGCCUCGGACACCAGCCAUCGUGCGGCCCUUCGAGUCCACACCCUCUGAGGGGAUGCACGCAAUCCAUACAGUGAUAAAGAACACUAUGCCACCGACAGUGAAGAAUGGGGAGAACCUGAGUGGGCAGCAGGGCAGGAUAAUUGUGGGAAACGGUGAGCUGAUCCCCUCCAGUGAGAUCAAGAAGGAAGCGGUGGAGGUGCGUGGAGUGGAGCAAAGACCGCUGGACAUGAGAGGGGUGGAAGCGAGGGGAGUGGAAGUGAGGGGACUGGAACCAAGAGGCGUGGAGUUAAGAGGUGUUGAGGCAAGAGGUGUGGAAGUAAGAGGUGUGGAAGGAAGAGGUGUGGAGCAGAGGGCAGUGGAGGCAAGACCAGUGGAGCAAAGAGCACUGGAAGCAAGAGGAGUGGAGGCAAGAGCAAUGGAAACGAGUGGAGUGCAGUCAAGAGGAGUGGAGACAAGGGGAGUGGAGCCGAGGGGACUGGAAGGAAGGGGAGUGGAAGUAAGAGGUAUUGAAAUGAGGGGAGUGGAACCAAGAGGAAUGGAAGGAAGGGGAAUGGAACCAAGAGGAAUGGAAGGAAGGGGGAUAGAACCAAGAGCAAUGGAGGCAAGAGGAGUGGAAACAAGAGGGAUAGAAGCAAGAGGAAUGGAGCCAAGAGGGAUGGAGCCAAGAGGGAUAGAAGCAAGAGGGAUGGAGCCAAGAGGAAUGGAAGGAAGAGGAGUGGAGGUAAGGGGAGUGGAGGCAAGAGGAGCAGAGGCAAGAGCAAUGGAGCCAAGAGGAUUGGAACCAAGAGGAACAGAACCCAGGGGAGUGGAGCCAAGGGGAGUGGAAGCAAGAGGAGUGGAAGUAAGGGGAGUGGAGCCAAGGGGAGUGGAGGCAAGAGGGGUGGAGACGCGGGGCCCUGGAGAGGUGCGGGGAGUGGAGCCUCGUGCAAUGGAGGUGCAGCGUGUGGAGGCCCCGGGCGUGUGGCAGCCGGUGAAGCUUGAGAAGAGCAGCCCCGUCCCUGCCCCCCCCACCCCCAGCCUCACCACCACCACUGCCACCACCCACACCCAGCCAUCCCCACCCCAACCCCCACCAGUGCAGGUCAAGGCACAGCCCCCACCAACACCUCCCCCACCCUCCCCACCUCCAGACCCCCCUGUGAGCCGUUUAGAUGUGGAGGAGCAGCGCCUGAGGGAGCUGCGGGAGGCUGGCCUGGAGGUGGAGGAGGCAGAGGAGGUGCUGCAGGAGGAGGCCAUGGCCCGGGCCAGGGCUCUUAUGCUGGUGUGUACAAAGGGACCUCCAGCGCCCCUUGACACUUCCCAUGAGAAAAUCUCCUUCCUGAACACGGUGGGGCUGAUCACACACGCCCACGCACAAGAGGCUGAGCUGUUCCAGUGUGAGCGGCGGGCGAGGGUGUUGGGCGCCCUGGAACCCUCCUCGAUCCCAUCAUCCCCCAAACACACAGAUUCGAUCUCAGAGGAGCUGGUGCCCAUGCUGGCGCCGGGACACAGCCUGCCACCUGUGAUAACCACCCCUGAGGAGCUGUGUCUGGCCCAUGAGUACCCACACAAGGCCCGCUUCCUCCACCACCUGGGACUGCAGCCUCAGCACUCCCUGCACCGUCAGCAAGAAAUUGAAGCUGUGUGGCAGCUGGUGGUGCAGGAGCGGCUGCGUAGGUACCGGCAGGAAAGCUCGGACCCGCUGGAGGUGCGUGUGUGUGAGGCGUUGGAGCAGCUCCUCACCACCAACAACAACCACCACCAACAAUCCAACACCACCACAUCCCUCCCUUCCACCACCACCACCAGCUCCCUAUCAGUUCCUUUGCUCAAGGUCACCACCACUACCACCACCACUGCAGCAGCAGCAGCCACUUGUACCACAGCAUCACAGUCUUCAUCCCCCACCACCACCACCACUGCCACAGCCUCCACGCCGGCGGCCGUCACCACCACCAGUACAGCUACGCAGGCCACAUCCACUGCUGCUGCUUCUGUUGUUGUGACGGGCACCACAGCCACCUCCACCACCACCACUGCCACCUCCACCAUCAUAACCACCACGGCUGUUGCAACCACGACAACUGCAACAGCUGCUCCACUGGUGGCCACUGCCCCCAUGAAGGUGGCCAGCAUACCUGUCACUGUUGCCACAACAGGCCACAACACACCCACCCAUAGUCUAAACUCUAAGGUGGUGAUGAGUCGCAUGGGCGGCAGGAUCCCCAUGAAGGAUGCGUUCAUCAUGUCCUCGCUGCCGCCUGAAGAGGAUCCACUGCUGGCCGGUCUACAGGGAGUCGACACAGUCAUUGAACACUUCAUAAAGAAUGCACAAGCUCAAGGAGGCAGCAACAACUCACUGCUCUUGGAGCACAUUGAAGAAGUGAGGAGAAGCCAGCUGGCUGUGUGUCAGACAGCACAGCUGGUGCAGGAGCAGGUGGCUCAGCUGGUGGCCUCCAGGGCCCAGCUGGAGGCUCACAGAUCAGCACUUCACCACCACCUGGCUGCCAUCACUUCCAUUAUAGCUAACAGCACCAACCACUUGGCCACCUCUACCUCCGCCACCACCUCCACAACCACAGGCAACUCUCCCUCUACCAUAUCAAACAGUACCCAAGUUUCCAUGGCAGUUCCUGUAACCUCUUCCUUCAUGGGUGUAUCCAAUGGUGCUUACACGCUGGCAGGUGGGAACUGCACCACCAGCACGGCCACCACCGCUACCAGCACAUCUAUGGGCCACGGGCAUCCUGUUCCCCUCACCACCACCACCUCAGGCCUAGUGACUGGACACCCGGUCACUGCAGUCAUCAACAGAAGCAUACAGUCAAUGGUUCCCAAUGCUCCUGCAAUGUCAUGGGCUGGCCUGGCUCCUCCCUAUCUUGGCAGUACAAAUAUUUCACUCUCAAUGGAGAAUAAGGACGGAGUGAUCUAUUCUCACAUGACGACCAAGGAUAACGGGAAAGAUGCCAAAACCAUUGUAUCAAGUGUAAAUACCUCAAAACCAAACCGGAUAUCUCUUCCCCAUGGGAACAACAAAAUGCCCAGCAGUCGCCAUAAUUCCACCAAGACCCAGAAGCACAUCUCCAUAGAAACCAGCCACAUCUCGCCCGUCAAAUACAACGGCAUACCAACCAAUCCUCCUAAACAGAUCUUCAAACCACUCCAGAUCAGUGGACCAAAUGCAAAUGUGACUCUUUCUAAAAAAUCCAAACCCAUGACCUACUGCCCACCUCCCAGUGUAACCGGACACUCACAAGCUUCAGUAGCACUUGUCACUCCAACCACCACCAUCGCCAACCAGAACGGGUUACUGCCGCUACCAGUCAACCACAACUCAAUCAGCAAGAAUGGCAGGACCAACAAGCCACAGAUUGGGUUCACCCCGUACUCAAAAACCUCUCCCACCAAAGUUACGCAGUCUUGGAUAUCCAACUAAUUAUGUCUUUGCUCUAUUUAAACUAUGUGUAUAGAGUAAAUUUCUCUCUGAGGGGGGUGUCAUUUUAUGAGGUUUCCUAGACCCUUGCAGAACCCUUGCUUUAGUGAAUGUUUCAUACAGUAUUCCUUGUUCUAACUCUGCCAAAGACUACGAUCCUCACAAGAGGAGUGCAGCCGCCCCUGUGGCCGGAAGCUGAAGAUGGUUGUAGCAUAAUUCAAGAAAUAUUACUAGUCAGGUAUAUUCUUAUCAGUUGAUGGCUUGGAAAUGGAUCAAGAAUAUGUAAUUCCACCACCACAUUAAAAUGUUAUGUCCACCUAAAUGUUCUGUGACAGCCAAUCAGCAUGAGUUAUUUCCACAGUGCAGAACACUGUAUAAGUGUGUGUGCAUGUGUGUGUGUGUGUGUGUGUGUGUGUGUGUGUGUGUGUGUGUGUGUGUGUGAGAGAGAGAGAGAGAGAGAGAGAGAGAGAGAGAGAGAGAGAGAGAGAGAGAGAGAGAGAGAACCAAAGCCAGACUAAUGUGGUGGUCAAGAAAAAGGUUGAAGGAAGUAAACUGUGUUCCAGCAUCUGAUCAUUAGGUAAGAUUUUCUGGUACUGAGAUGUCCAUACUGCACAAAGAGUUAAUUAUAUGUAUCUUAUCUAAAUUACAUAAAAACACAAACUUGAAAAUAUCUCUUUUAAUUUUAUCUUCAUAUUCCACCCCAGUAUUAAAUCACUAAGAGAUGAUGUGAGUGGUAGCAAGCCUUGAGUUGGGACAAAGAUUUUGAUUCGUUGUCAGUUAGUUUGAUGUUGUAUGUAUGUAAAUCAAAUUGAAUUUUUAGUUAGCUGGGUUGAAAUUUAUUUCAAUUAAUUGUUAUGAGAAAUCUUAGGAAUUCCUUAAAUAAAAAAAAUAAUAAUCUAAGAUUAAAAGAUUAAGUGGCAUAGUUUGUUCAAAUUUACAUUAUACUUUAGAAAUUUAUAUCAAGAAAAUUGGCAGCAACAACUCACUACUAUGUACAUUGAAUUGGAAUAUUCUCCAAGUUCCCUAUACUAUCUUCCUUAGAGGCUAAUGAUAGCAUUUUAAUAUUCAUAUAGUAACAACCACUAGUGUCCAUUCCUAGCUAGAGAGAUCCCUGAAAUGGAAGGAGAGAUGAUAUGAUGUAUUUGAGAGACUUGUGCUGAAGGAGGGGUGUGCAUGGCAGGGUGGUGACGCGAGGUGACCCGGGAGUCUGUAGUGUGUCUGUGGGUGCCGGUGACCUGGUGUGUGUGCCUCCUAUGGAAGUGCCGGGGUCAUGCUGGCCCAUACUGUUUACUAUGAUCAUUUCAGGAUGCCUCAGUGCUGCCACCAGUCUCAGCAUAAUUCUUAACUAGAGAAAUUAUGUUUGUAUUUAUGAACAAAUCUAAUUGAAAAAAUUAUAUAUAAAUAAAAUAUAGACUAUUGAGUCCUUUCAAACCUAAU